Messenger RNA from Cyphellophora europaea CBS 101466, 315 nucleotides. RefSeq lists its product as uncharacterized. The record is from RefSeq and is a predicted model, not a curated record. The transcript has a single exon. Gene Ontology annotation, molecular function: oxidoreductase activity. Bases 1 to 315 code for a protein of 104 amino acids. NCBI's taxonomy places the organism in Eukaryota, Fungi, Ascomycota, Eurotiomycetes, Chaetothyriales, Cyphellophoraceae.
AUGUCCUCCCCAACCUACAUCACCACAAUCUCCUACCCCCGCAUCCCCAACUCGCGCUUCGAUCGCGACUACUACCUACACAAGCACAUGCCGCUCGCCUCCGCAAUCUGGGCGCCCCACAACGUCAAGGUCCUCGCCGUCUUCGCCACCGAAGACCCCAACGCACCCUACCAGCUCCAGGCGAUCUUGGAGUGGGAGAGCAAGGAGGCGUGGGAGCGGGCGCGGGCGGCCGAGGCGACGCAGAAACUGCUGGAGGAUAUGCCGAGGUACACGGACGUGGAGGCUGUGUUUGCUGAGGGGACGCGGUUGUUGUAG